Ziziphus jujuba (common jujube) is the source of this 918-nucleotide messenger RNA. RefSeq lists its product as uncharacterized. The coding region runs from base 201 to 668 and encodes 155 amino acids. Gene Ontology annotation, biological process: mitochondrial respiratory chain complex III assembly. Lineage: Eukaryota; Viridiplantae; Streptophyta; Magnoliopsida; Rosales; Rhamnaceae. The record is from RefSeq and is a predicted model, not a curated record. The transcript has a single exon.
AAAAAAGGAUAAUAAACUUUGGACCAUCUAUUGGAUUGGAUCGAUCAGCUUUCUAUGUGAUAUCUAUAAAGUACAACCCCAAAGGCCCACUCAACUGAGCCCGUAUUCUAAAUUUGCUUUCUGGUAAAAAUUCCACCAAGUUGUUGUUAUUGUUCGGUGUGCGAGGCCCCCAUUCUCGAAGCUUUUCAACGCCAAGAGUGAUGAACACGAAGCUACAGAAAUGCCAGAUUCCUCUAAAUUUAGUUACCAGAAACGGCAUCGUAUUAGCGUUUGGCCGACGUCUCUUGCACAAUGGCCCUGACACCAUAGAGGAACUCCUGGAUCGGCAUAUAGUGAAGAAAGAGAAAUUCCUCGACGAAGAGGAGGAAGAGUUGCAAAACCGGCGGCGACUGACCAGCACUCGGCGAGAGGCACUGAGCCUCUAUCGAGAUAUACUGCGGGCCACCCGAGUCUUCAUGUGGCCCGAUUCGCGGGGCGUGCUGUGGCGAGACGUGCUCAGAGAGAACGCCCGGAAGGAGUUCGAGCAGGCACGGUUCGAGACGGAUCCUGAAAUUGUGACCCGAUUAAUCAUCGGUGGGCGUGAAGCCGUGAAAUCGACUAUUGAUAUGCUUGUUGAGAAGCAGCGGCAACAAAUAGAGAAAGAGAGAAGCGGUGGAGACCAACGAUGAGCGCUUGGGAUAUCUGAUUUCUAAUUGAAUAUGUCAGUAUGAGCUUCUUCUUUUUUUUAAUUUUGUUUUAAAUUUUUAUUUUGUGGUGUUUGUGUUUGAUAUCCUGUUAGAAUGACCGAAGGCCUGAAUUUGAUUGGUUUUUUAAAAUGGGAUAAAUUAGUUUCAAUCCUUUGUGUAAAGUAAAAAUCAAUUGGGAUUCUACCGAUAUUCGUUCUUGAAUUUUGAAUGUUGGGUAUUCGAUUGUAUUUGA